CCUCGAAGACAGCGGCGGAGGAAAGGCUGCUGCUGCUGAGGAUCCCGGCGUGCCAAAGUGUAAAGGGGGCGCCCGCGGUUGCUGGCCGAGAAGCCUCUCCCCGCCGAUAGCCUGGAUCCCCAACCCGCCCCUACCUGGUGCGCUCAGCGAGGCGGAGCGCUCGGGGCUUUCGAUCUUCCUGGGACGCGAACAGGCCCCAAAACUCAGACAAUACAAUGGACUGGGGAACCCUGCAAUCUGUUUUAGGAGGGGUGAACAAACACUCCACCAGCAUUGGGAAGAUCUGGCUGACUGUUCUUUUCAUCUUCCGUAUUAUGAUUCUCGUAGUUGCUGCAGAGGAAGUCUGGGGUGAUGAGCAAGAUGACUUUGUCUGCAAUACUUUGCAACCAGGAUGCAAAAAUGUCUGCUACGAUUAUUUUUUCCCAGUUUCUCACAUCAGACUGUGGGCCCUGCAGCUCAUUUUUGUUUCUACUCCUGCACUUUUGGUGGCCAUGCACGUGGCAUAUAGACGGCAUGAAAAGAAAAAAAAAUUCCAAAAAGGAGAUAAAAAUUGUGAAUUCAAGGACAUAGAAGAAAUAAAGAGACAGAGGUUCCACAUCGAGGGUCCUUUGUGGUGGACAUACACUGCCAGCAUCUUAUUCAGGCUGAUAUUUGAAGCUUCUUUCAUGUAUGUGUUUUACUAUAUGUACCAGGGGUAUCACAUGCCUCGCCUACUGAAAUGUAGCAUUUGGCCAUGUCCCAAUAUAGUGGAUUGUUUUGUUUCCCGACCCACCGAAAAGACAAUAUUUACCAUUUUUAUGAUUUCAGUGUCUGGCAUUUGCAUUCUACUAAAUGUAGCAGAAUUCUCUUAUUUGUUGCUGAAGUUUUGUGUUAGAAGGUCUCGAAAAGGAAAAAUACCCAAAAAUCAUGCCAUCCAGGGGAACAAAGAAGAAAGCAAACAAAAUGAAAUGAAUGAGCUUAUAUCAGAUAGCUGCCAGAAUACAGUAACACCAUUUACAAACAACUAGAGUGAUCAAAAGUCUAAUAUGCAUUUGAUGUAGAGUAACUGCAUAACCACCUUCAUAAAGCUGCUAUGAAAGUGGUUAGAUUUGAUUAAGCAAUAAAGUAACAGGUAAACAAGAGUAUUACUACAUGUUCGAGCUAGACAUGUUUUCUAAGGUCAAUACUGACAUAAGAAUGUUGAAGAUUUUAAGAUGAUGUGAUUUACUUUAUGUAUAACUUUACCAGAUCUAUUUUGAUUUGUUAAAGUAAUCCUAAUUAGUGCCUUCAUACUGAAAUUAAUCUUUAAACUAAAGAGAUGGAAUUAACUGCCUUACUGAUUAAAUACUGUUAGUAUUACAAGACCCUUUACCACUGUGGUAGAUGUUCUACUUUUUCAUCUAAAUUAAAUUAACAUAUUUUUCUAAGGACUGAUACAGUAUUCCAUAUUUCUUGAUGUUAAGACAUAUGAUUAAUUAAUGUCUCUUUUUUAUUUUGAUUUCUAUAAACGAACAAAAUGCUAAUGUCUUCACUGUAAUGUGAUUGGAAAGCAAACAUUUUAAAUCAUGAGCAAUAAAUAAUUCCAUGAAUAUUCUGUCUAAUGCCAGUUAUAAAAUCUCCUUGUGUUGUAAUAUAUUAGUUAUAAUUUUUAAAAAGAUACCGAAAUAGUGUUUCAUUGGCUACAGAGCAUAUCCAUUAUUUUUAUUAUUUUUUAAAUAUUAUUAUUAAACCAUAAAUGGAAAUGAUAAAAUUAAGAAAGGCAGUGGUAGUUGGCUGAAAAUAAUGUGAAGAAUAUGUCUGUCAGCAACAUUUAAAUCAACUUGCUCUAAAUAAAAGAAAAAUGUUUUGACUUCCUGUAAA
Messenger RNA from Crotalus tigris (Tiger rattlesnake), 1839 nucleotides. Its product is annotated as gap junction beta-2 protein-like. Lineage: Eukaryota; Metazoa; Chordata; Lepidosauria; Squamata; Viperidae. Bases 216 to 1007 code for a protein of 263 amino acids. Gene Ontology annotation, cellular component: connexin complex. The record is from RefSeq and is a predicted model, not a curated record. The transcript has 2 exons. Gene Ontology annotation, biological process: cell communication.